AUGAUUCACGCAGUUCGUUUGCUCUUUCUAUGUCUGUGUUUGACCAACGCGCUCCAGUUUGAGUCUGAGGAUGUGGUCCCUCAUAGGAUCAACUCCAGACUGAGCAGUCGCUUCUGGAAACGCAGUGAGGAGCAGCCCAGGUUCAGGCUCAGUGCGUUUGGCCAGGAUCUGACGCUGAACCUCAUCCCAGACACAAGUUUCCUCUCGCCUUACUUUAGCAUCCAGCGGAUCCGCUCUGGCCAGCCCGUAAUGGACAGCACCAUGAACCGGACCCAUGAGAGCGAGGGCCACCUGAGGAGCUGCUUCUACUCCGGAAACGUGAACGGGGAUGAGAGCUCUGUCGUGGCUCUCAGUCUAUGCUCUGGCAUUUAUGGCUCCUUCAUUACGCACGGGAAAGAGUAUUUUAUUGAACCCAAGCAGCGUAAUAACGGCGUCCACUCCACAGAGCAGAGCCAUGUGAUCAAGAGGAGAGCGCUUGGCACACACUCUGGGUCAGUGCGCUUUGACCGCUCCGCGCCGGUAGUGGAGGAGACAGCGGAGGAGGAGAGAAGUGGGGAAAGUUUGACGCGCGGCAGCAGUGACGCACGCGGCCAGAUGCGCAGGAGACGCUUUGUUUCCGCGCCACGCUUUAUCGAGACGCUGGUGGUGGCAGACGCGAGCAUGACCCACUUCUAUGGCGAUGAAAUAAAGCACUACAUCCUGACGCUGAUGUCCAUGGCAGCGCACCUGUACAAACACCCCAGCAUUAAGAACCAGGUGAACUUGGUGGUGGUGAAGAUGCUCGUGGUGGAGGAUGAGGAAGUUGGGCCGGGAGUGUCCAGUAUCGGAGGAAUGACUUUGAGGAACUUCUGCUCCUGGCAACAGCUCUUCAACCCCCCCAGCCAGAGGCACCCGGGCCACUAUGACACAGCCAUGCUAUUCACCAGAGAGGACAUCUGUGGCCACGACAGCUGUGACACACUGGGAGUGUCUGAUGUUGGAACGAUGUGCGACCCAAAGUCGAGCUGCUCUGUUAUUGAAGACAGUGGACUUCAAGCUGCUUUCACUGCUGCACAUGAACUUGGUCACGUGUUAAGCAUGCCUCAUGAUGACUCCAAAACAUGUAAGACACAGUUUGGAGACCUGGGAGGACAUUAUCUCAUGGCCCCGCUUUUUGUGAGUCUCAACAAGAGUUCCCCGUGGUCCCCUUGCAGCGCGCUCUAUGUCACCGACUUCUUUGACAGUGGAUAUGGAGACUGUUUGCUGGACUUCCCAGAGAACGUCAUCCCUUUACCUCAAGAGCUCCCUGGCCUCAAAUACAGCCUGGACCAUCAGUGCCAGCAAAUCUUCGGAGAGGAGUUUUCUCUUUGUCCAAACAUGUCCGACAGCGACCUCUGCGCUCAGCUGUGGUGCCAGGAGGACGGGACCUCACAGUGCACUACGAGGAACGGCAGUUUGCCCUGGGCUGAUGGCACCACAUGCAGUGAGAACGGGGCUUGUCUGAACGGACUGUGCACGUCAAAAGAAGAGGUUAUGCAAGUGCCGGUGGUGCUCGAUGGCGGCUGGAGUGAGUGGGGGCCCUGGCAGCUGUGCUCCAGAACUUGUGGAGGGGGAGUGGAGUUCUCCUACAGGGAGUGCACGGACCCUUCCCCACAAAACGGAGGCAAGUACUGUGAAGGUCAGAGGGUGCGGUACCAGUCCUGCAACAUACAGCCCUGUGAGAACAGUGGAGGAAAAAGUUUCAGAGAGGAACAGUGUGAGAUGAACAACAGUCCUAACUAUCUGGAUUUUAAUGGUAACGCCAAACAGUGGAUCCCCAAAUAUGCUGGGGUUUCUCCGAGAGACAGGUGUAAACUGUCCUGUCGAGCCAAGGGCAGCAAUGAGUUUAAGGUGUUUGGAUCUAAGGUAGUGGAUGGCACGACCUGCGGUCCAGACACCACUUCUGUAUGUGUUCAGGGACAGUGUGUGAAGGCAGGCUGCGAUCAGGUCAUUGGGUCCAAUAAAAGAGUGGACAAGUGUGGUAUUUGUGGAGGAGAUGGGCUCUCCUGCAGGAAAAUCACAGGCUCAUACAACAAAGCAACCUUUGGCUACAAUGACAUAGUCACUAUUCCUGUGGGAGCUACUAAUAUUGAUAUCAAACAGCGAAGCCACAGAGGCCUGAAGCAUGAUGGGAACUACCUAGCCGUGAAGAGAGAAAGUGGAGGGUACAUCCUGAAUGGAAACUUCUCUGUGUCCACGGUGGAGCAGGACAUCCCUGUGCAUGGGGCUGUACUCAAGUACAGUGGCUCUUCUACCACUCUGGAGAGGAUCCAGAGCUUCAGUCAGCUCAAAGAGACCAUCACAGUGCAGUUGUUAGCCACUGGGGGUGACGACAACCCUCCAAAGGUCAAAUACUCAUUUUACAUCCCAAGAGACACAACAUUAAAUAAAUCUAAAGAGAAGAAAGGCCUUUCUGUGCAUGGCUACCAUCCUUCUGGCAUUCCUGAGUGGGUGCUUGGGGAGUGGUCCGAGUGCUCUAAGAGCUGUGGUUCUGGUUGGUCCAGGAGGACUGUGGAGUGUAGGGACAAUACAGGUUUCCUCUCUGGACCAUGUGAAGAGCCUAAGCCUGCCGACAUAAAGGCCUGUGGUGACCUGCCUUGUCCCAUGUGGCAGAUGGGUCCCUGGUCCUCCUGUUCUCAGACUUGUGGUCAGGGCGAGCGGCGCCGCACUGUGGUCUGCAUAGACUACACAGGGAAGACUGUAGAACCGGACAAGUGUGACGCAAACAAAAUCCCAGAGCCAGUGUCUGGAGACUGCUUCAACCCUCAAGCUGCCUCCGCGCUGGUGUCUGGAGGCUGGAGGGCUGACAAGCGUCCUACAGGCUCACAGCUGUCCCCGAGCACCGCCGCUUUGUGUCGGCUCAGCAUCCCCAGGCCCCCCGACUCUUCCGGGCCUGUGCGCGGAAGGUACGCGGCUGUGAGCGGCUCUCUGCCCGCGCACGUGGACGGUCUGCGGGUGUUGUUGUUGGCGCGAGGCUCGUGGCUCUCACGUUCCCUGUGCAACCCUGAGUGCAACAUGGGGGCCAAGACCUUCACUCACACAUCAAUCUCCCACAGUCAGGAGAUGUUGGACAAACUCAAUGCCCUGCGCAGCGAGGGGCACUUGUGUGACGUCACCAUCCGGGUUCAAGACAAACUGUUUCUCGCACACAAGGUGGUCCUGGCCUGCUGCAGCGACUUCUUCCGCUCCAAACUGGUGGGACGUUCGGAGGAGGACAAGUUUGUGUUGGACCUUCAUCACGUCACGGUCAGCGGCUUCGCUCCGCUGCUGGAAUACGCCUACACGUCCACUCUCUCCAUUAGCACGGAGAACAUUAUCGACGUCCUCGCCGCUGCAAGCUACAUGCAGAUGUUUGCUGUGGCUAGUACAUGCUCCGAGUUCAUGAAGUCCAGUAUUCUGUGGAGCCCUGGCAGCAACAACAGCCUCAGUGCAGAUAAACGCCAUGAGUCUGUUCCGGAAAGUGCAUCAUCUCAUUGUACGCUUAUUCCUAUGGAUGGAAGCGUGUCACCCGUGUCUUCAGACUGCAGCGUCAUGGAGAGGAAUGUACCGGUGUGCAGAGAAUCACGGCGAAAACGCAAGACCUUUGUGACUAUGGCGUCGCCCGAAAGCCCACUCAAAUGCACGACGCAAAUGGUAACCACAUCUCCUCAAAUCACAAACCCCUCGCCUUCAUUUUCCGACAAUGCAGCGCAGCCCAUUGAGUCGUCUCUGGCUUUCCCAUGGACUUUUCCGUUUGGGAUCGAUCGCAGGUUUCACUCGGAUAAAUCCAAGCUGUCGGAAAGUCCUCGCUGUUUGGACCAGGGGGCUGCUGGGAGCUCGGAGGUGGUGGGUCGACGUCUCAGUGAUUUUCUGUCGUGUGAAAGCUCCAAGGUUGUUUCGCCCCCUGUGGUGGUGGAGGAGGAUGACGUGAGGGUGAAGGUGGAGCGGCUGAGUGAUGAAGAGGUGCAGGAGGCCUCACAGACGGUCAGUGCAUCCCAGAGCUCCAUGAGCGACCAGCAGACGGUCCCCGGCAGUGAGCAGGUCCAAGAGGAGCUGCUGAUCAGUCCACAGUCCUCCUCCAUAGGCUCCAUGGAUGAAGGUGUGUCAGAGGCGCUGCCUUCAAUGCAGGGCGCCUCGAAUACUGGAGGACACAAUGAUGACGAUGAAAGGCUCGAGGGUAUUCAGUAUCCAUACCACCUUUACAUCAGUCCAUCAGCCAGACCUGGUACUAAUGGUCCUGACAGACCCUUUCAGUGUCCCACAUGUGGAGUCCGAUUCACUCGAAUACAAAACCUUAAGCAGCACAUGCUCAUACAUUCCGGCAUUAAACCUUUCCAGUGUGACCGCUGUGGGAAAAAGUUCACACGGGCCUACUCCUUAAAGAUGCAUCGACUGAAGCACGAAGGUAAACGCUGUUUCCGGUGCCAGAUUUGUAGUGCCACAUUCACGUCCUUCGGUGAAUAUAAGCACCACAUGAGGGUCUCCCGACACAUAAUCCGCAAGCCACGGAUUUACGAGUGCAAAACAUGCGGCGCCAUGUUCACCAACUCUGGAAAUUUAAUUGUACACCUGAGGAGUCUGAACCAUGAAGCCUCCGAGCUAGCAAACUACUUCCAGAGCAGUGAUUUCCUCGUGCCCGACUACUUGAGCCAGGUGCAAGAGGAGGAGGAGGUGCUGGGAGUUCAGUACGACCACCCUGUCCCUGUCCCGUACACUGCUGCAUCCUCCUCUGUGCAACUGCCCGUCAUCUCACAGGUCUCCUCCUCCACCCACCACUGCGAGAGCUCCACAGGCUUCCUCUCUCCAGAGCCUGCCGAUCCGCCAGACGCCCCACCCUCCCCCAAGGUGGCCGCCAGUGAUGUCACUACGGCCCUGACGGAGGAGGUCAAGGCCGAGCACAGCGUGGGUGGCUGUUCCCCAGAGGCAUUUGAGGAGGACCAGCCCGACCAGGCAAAAGAGCUGGUGCGCAUUACCAUAGAGUGA
This is a messenger RNA of Knipowitschia caucasica, 4980 nucleotides long. NCBI's taxonomy places the organism in Eukaryota, Metazoa, Chordata, Actinopteri, Gobiiformes, Gobiidae. The record is from the annotation of a GenBank genome assembly.